CUAUGUGGGUUGUGUUCCAGAAUAAAGAUUCUUGUAUUUCAAAGAUUCCCUUGCCUUGCCAUACUUUGCCCGUGCAGCCGUGACAGACACCAGUUCUGAUUGGGAUCAAUGGCUCCCUUUCCUUCUAUUUGCAUAUAGGGAGGUACCUCUGUACCCCACCAAGCUGUUCACCAUUUGAAUUGCUUUAUGGCCAUGAGAUGCGGGAGAAGCUGAGGCAGAUGUCCACUCUGGCACAAGAACACAUGGGCCAGGCGCAGAAGAGUCAGAAGUUCUGGUACGACCGGUCAGCACGCCACAGAAGCUUUUCUGCUGGUCAGAAGGUUUUAGUGAUGUUGCCUAGUCAUGACAGUAAAUUGCUUGCAAAGUGGCAAGGUCCAUUUGUCAUACAGGAGAAAAUUGGGCCAACUACUUAUCGGGUCUCGGCCCCAGGGAAGAGGCGAUCCAAAGUCCUUCAUGCCAAUCUGUUGAAAGAGUGGGUUUCCCGACCGGAAAGAGGAGCAGAGUCCCUGUUAAUCAGACAGGUAGAGGAAGAGGACGAUGAUGAAGAGCAGUACCUACCCAGGAUAACACCACUGGAGUUACAGUUGCAACAUCUCCAUGAGGACCAACAACAUGAGGUGAGGGCCCUGUGCACUCCUGAUGUUUUUUCUGAGAUUCCUGGUCUGUCACAUGUUGUCUCUCAUGACAUUGUAUUGAAGGAAGAGGCGUCAGUGAGGCGCAUGAGCUACAGGAUCCCUGAGCAGCUGGUGGAGUCCCUGAAGGAGGAGGUUGACCAGAUGUUGUCCAUGGGAGUUAUCGAGCCAUCAAGGAUCUGUCUUGGCCAGAACAUCUGGAUCAUCUGCAGCAGGUCCUGCGGCGUCUUCAGGGAGCGGGGUUGA
Molecule: messenger RNA, 878 nt
Organism: Alosa sapidissima (American shad)
Lineage: Eukaryota; Metazoa; Chordata; Actinopteri; Clupeiformes; Clupeidae
Exons: 3
Coding region: 198-878 (226 amino acids)
Source: RefSeq, a predicted model, not a curated record